Closterium sp. NIES-65 is the source of this 675-nucleotide messenger RNA. NCBI's taxonomy places the organism in Eukaryota, Viridiplantae, Streptophyta, Zygnematophyceae, Desmidiales, Closteriaceae. The record is from the annotation of a GenBank genome assembly.
AUGAUCAUUACAGGCUGCUCCGGCUCACCAAUCUUAUGGAACUGUGAGCCCCGCACCCGUUCCCCACACCCGUUCCUCACGCCUGUUUCCCACACCCCUUCCCCACGCCCGUUCCCCACACCCGUUCCCCACGCCCGUUCCCCACACCCAUUCCCCACGCCCGUUUCCCGCACCCGUUCCCAACGCCCGUUCCCCGCACCCGUUCCCCACACCCGUUCCUCACGCCUGUUUCCCACACCCCUUCCCCACGCCCGUUCCCCACACCCGUUCCCCACGCCCGUUCCCCACACCCGUUCCCCACGCCCGUUUCCCGCACCCGUUCCCAACGCCCGUUCCCCGCACCCGUUCCCCACACCCGUUCCCCACACCCGUUCCCCACACCCGUUCCCCACACCCGUUCCCCACACCCGUUCCCCACACCCGUUCCCCACACCCGUUCUUCGCGCGCGCCUGGUCCCUGCGCCCGUUCCCCGCGCCCGUUCCCCACACCCGUUCUCCACACCUGUGGGAACAAAUCACUCGCUUCUCGCUCCCUCCCUGCACUCCUCCCUUUCGCGGCUCCCCGUCAGUGGUUCCUUGCACCCCGGCACCACUGCUUCUGCUUGUGUACUCAGCCCUGACAAACCCGCUGCACUCCUCCCUUUGAGUUUGAGCCCCACCGUGUGUGUGCGGUGA